Monopterus albus (swamp eel) is the source of this 5762-nucleotide messenger RNA. RefSeq names its product diacylglycerol kinase, gamma (gene dgkg). Gene Ontology annotation, cellular component: plasma membrane. The transcript is spliced from 28 exons. NCBI's taxonomy places the organism in Eukaryota, Metazoa, Chordata, Actinopteri, Synbranchiformes, Synbranchidae. Gene Ontology annotation, biological process: phospholipase C-activating G protein-coupled receptor signaling pathway. The record is from RefSeq and is a predicted model, not a curated record. Gene Ontology annotation, molecular function: calcium ion binding; ATP-dependent diacylglycerol kinase activity. The coding region runs from base 969 to 3671 and encodes 900 amino acids.
GGGAAGAGAGUGAGAGAGGAAACUGAACACAGGGGGAAGCAGAAGCAGAGAGCAAGAGCAGGCAUUAACCAUGCGCACAUGAGAAUGAGAGACACUGAGAAAGAGAGGAGAGAGCGCGGGAGAGGGAGGGCAGCAGAGACAGCAAAAAGGCUUAAUUAAUUCAGGGUGGAUGGGAGGGUUAUUGCUGCUGUCAUGCUGCAUGUAGUCGAGUGUUUGUGUGAGCACAGAGGACGCCUCGGCUGCUGCUGCUUACUGGGCACCAGACACCAGUCCAGCUGAGCCACGACUCCACUGACUGACUGGCUGGCUGAGUGGCUGUCUGAAUAGCUGGGUCUUCACUGAGCGGCUGAACAGGGAUGUUACAUGGACUAUUGUGGAAGCAGCAUUGCCCAGAGGUACCACUGCUUCCAGGGUUGGAGCUGAAUUGUGACUGAACAGGUUGUGGGUCAGAGAAGGUGUUUUGUGCUGCAGGUCUGCUGAGAAACCUCGUGUCAUCUCCUAGUCAGGAGGAGUAGUUAUUGUUAUUGUGACAGACAGUCUUCUCUGGAAAUGUACACCUGACUUGGCAUAAUCUUCGCUGCCACAGGAGCUGAACCACAUCCAACUACUAUAGACUAAAAUCUGUUUAUUUUAGUAGCUGUUUGUUUUUUAUAUUUUGGCCCUCAAAGUGACAAUAUUUGGAGCACAGGAGCAAUAUUGAGGACAUGAAGCAUUGACCCUCUGGGUAAAACACUGUGCUGAUUUCAUCGUCAUCUUUCUGGUUUUCUACCCUCACUGCUACCCUCAACUUUCCAACUCCUGUGUGCUCACAAGGUGCUUGUUGUAAAGAGCCAGUGAUGACAUCCCGAAACCUCUUCACCUCCGUCUUAUUACACAACUUGGCCCAAGGAUAACCAUCGAUCCCCCGAGGGGCACCUGUGGACCAACACACGCCCAGACCACAGAGCCCCGCCCCGGCUUCAGGCAGCAUGGGAGACGGGAGCUGGGUAUGUCUGAGCCCAGCGGAGUUUACCCAACUGCAACAGUACAGCGAAUACUCCACAAAGAAGCUGAAGGAUGUGCUGGAGGAGUUUCACGGUGAAGGAGUACUUUCCAAAUACAACCCGGAGCAGAAGCAGGACGUUCUCAACCAACCAAUUGACUAUGAGGGCUUCCAGCUCUUCAUGGCCACUUACCUGGAGAACGACAUCCCAGAAGAGCUGUGUCAGCACCUCUUCACCUCCUUCAAGAGCAAGACGGGAGGCUGCUCUCCAGAUCAGUCUCGAGCAGGAGCGAGCUUACUGGAAGCUCGUUCCAUUGACGCAGGCAUCUCUAUUCAUACCGAAGUGGCCUGUGCCCCCAUUACAGGAAUGAAUGGGAAAAGCAUCCUGUCUGCCAUGGGCCGGCACACACCGGAGCACUCCAGCAUGAUGAGCACAGCAGGCUCUGGAGCUGCCACCUCCCCUUGUUCAUCUCGCUCCUCCUCGCAGCAUUCAGGGACUGGGGCCCAUACACCUAGGGGGCCCCACCGAUCACCCUGCACCCAGGGUAAAAACUCAGAGGGCAGCAGCAGCAACGUCCUGACCCCCAACACCAGCUCUGCCAGGUCACCAAGAUCCCCCAGACUUUCCCCAGAGAGGAGCCUCUCUGAGAAGCAUUUGUCAGUGCGGAGGAGCCCGUCGCCACAGAAGGCCUCCCCCAUGCUGUCGCCCCAGGUGGUCUUUCUCAAAGACAUCGUCUGCUACCUUUCCUUGCUCGAGAGGGGGACGCCGGAGGACAAGCUGGAGUUCAUGUUUCGGCUGUACGACACAGACGGCAAUGGGGUUCUGGACAGCUCGGAGCUAGAUCGCAUCAUUAAUCAGAUGGUGCAUGUUGCAGAGUAUCUGGAGUGGGACUCUACAGAACUGCGACCGAUACUGAAGGAGAUGAUGGAAGAGAUCGACUACGACCGAGAUGGGAUAGUCACACUGGAGGAGUGGAUCAGAGGAGGUCUUACCACAAUCCCUUUACUGGUGCUGCUGGGCAUGGAUACGAAUGACCAGGAAGAUGGGCAGCAUGUAUGGCGUCUGAAGCACUUCAACAAACCAGCCUACUGUAACUACUGCCACACCAUGCUGCUCGGAGUUCGCAAGCAGGGCCUCUGCUGCUCCUUAUGCAAGUACACGGUGCAUGAGCGCUGUGUGUCCAAAGACAUUGCUGCCUGCAUCAGCACCUACGCCAAGUCACGUAGGCACACCAACGCUAUGCAGCAUGUGUGGAUGGAGGGUAACUCCCCUACCAAAUGCGACCGCUGUCACAGAAGCAUCAAGUGCUACCAGGGCCUCACAGGCCUGCACUGUGUCUGGUGCCAGAUCACUCUCCAUAAUAAGUGUGCAUCUAAUGUGAAGCCGGAGUGUGACGGUGGAACCUUGAGAGACCACACUCUCCUGCCCCCCUACAUCUGUCCUGUUGUCUUGGACCGUCAUUCUGUGGUGAAGCGCGGUGAGGGGGAGUCGCCACCCAGCACCAGCCCUGACGACGCCAACCAGACCUUCAAAUUCUCCCCUGGAGAUGGACAAACACUGCAGAUCACCCCAGUCCCAGGCACUCACCCACUGCUGGUCCUUGUCAACCCCAAGAGUGGGGGGAGGCAGGGGGAGCGGGUACUGAGGAAGUUCAGGUACCUACUGAACCCGAGGCAAGUGUACAGUUUGGAGCAAGGGGGGCCAAUGGUAGGGCUCAACUUUUUUCAUGAUGUCCCUGACUUCCGGGUUCUUGCUUGUGGAGGCGAUGGAACCGUGGGCUGGAUCCUCGAUUGUAUAGAUAAAGCCAACUUUGCCAGGGACCCUCCUGUGGCCAUCCUCCCUCUGGGUACAGGGAACGACCUGGCACGCUGCUUACGCUGGGGAGGAGGCUACGAAGGUGGUAGCUUGCUGAAGUUCCUUCGGGACAUCGAGCACAGCAUAGAGGUGGUGCUGGACCGCUGGAACAUCGACAUUGUCCCCGAUGACAAGGAGGAGAAGGGAGACCCUGUCCCCAACAGCAUUGUCAACAAUUACUUCUCUAUUGGAGUGGAUGCCUCCAUCGCCCAUCGCUUUCACCUGAUGCGGGAAAAGCACCCUGAGAAGUUCAACAGCAGAAUGAAGAACAAGCUCUGGUACUUUGAGUUUGGCACCACUGAGACCAUAUCUGCCACCUGCAAGAAAUUAAAUGAAUGCAUAGAAGUCGAGUGCGACGGGAUCGUCUUGGACCUCAGCAACACCUCUUUAGAGGGCAUUGCCGUGCUCAACAUUCCCAGCAUGCAUGGCGGCUCCAACCUGUGGGGCGAGACGAAGAAGAGGAGGAACUACAACCGCAUGAGCAAAAAGGUUCCUGACAGGAUGCCAGCCAUCACCGUCACAGACGCGAAAGAGCUCAAGUUCUGUCUGCAAGACUUCAGUGACCAGCUGUUGGAGGUGGUUGGCCUGGAGGGGGCCAUAGAGAUGGGGCAGAUCUACACUGGGCUGAAGAGUGCAGGACGCAGGCUGGCUCAGUGUGCCAAUGUCACCAUCAGGACGUCCCGACGGCUGCCCAUGCAAAUUGAUGGUGAGCCCUGGAUGCAGCCCCCCUGCAUGGUCAGGAUCACACACAAGAAUCAGGUCCCCAUGUUACUGGGCCCGCCUCUGAAAACACCAUUCUUUUUCUUCAAGAAACGCAACCGGAGCCGUGACUAGGACCUGUGCAUGCACACAAACUCACACACAUAUACAGCACAUACAUGCACACACACACACAUGCACACACACACACCUCCCACUGUACAGGCAGCUCCAUCAGACUGGAACACUAUUCCCAAGUUGGAGUUUGACAGUGGGAAGUUCAUUUACGGGAUCACAUUUGACAAGUGGAACAUUCCUAAAGUCGCAUGCCUGCAGACAGUUGAUUCCCAAAGGAACCUGCAGUGAUGGCACCCAAACUGAACAGACUCAGACCCAUUCCUGUGUAACCAUCAUCUUCUAGUCUCGUCUCUGAAACUCUAGGUCCCACUUAUGGAUUUAGUCUCAGCCACAUGCAAGAGCUAAGUCUCUCAGUCCAAGUCGUCCCCUGCCCAAAAAACUAGCCAUAUACCAGUACUGCACUGCCUGCAAAACACAACUUUGGCUGCUUGGAUUCCCUUACAGCCCUGGAAUGAAGUAAAAAAGUGUUAGUAAAGGGAAGGCAGGUAAAAGAAGCAGCUGUAUGAUGAGCCAGUAGAGGAAGAAAGUAUACUAUAGUGAAAAAGAGAGGAAGUGAGAGUGGUGUGGCAGUAAUCAUGGCUGUUUACAAGGUGGAUGAGUAAAUAGGAUGAGAUCCACCUUCUGGCUAGAUUAUCUGUAUGAAUAAUGAAACAGGGGUUUCUUGUAAGUGCUUGCUCCAGGACCUCCCUACAGACGGACGACACAGUACAGCUGAGAAGAGGAGGGGAAUAGACAGGCCUCAUCCAUCAUUGGCUUUGUUUGUGGGUUGAUGGGGCGUAACAGUGGCCUGGAGUGGGUGGGAGCAUGCAGGGAUUUUAGGCUCUUGGCAUCACUGGUAUACAAAAAAAUCCUUUAAACCACAUUUACAGACUCUGUAGAUGAUCUGACUACCAGGCUGAGGAAGUGCCUGUCCAGCUGCGCACAGUUAUCGCCACAGAAAUCAACCAGAAUCCAGACUGAAAGUAGAGAUUAAAGACAUUGUAGUUCAGUUUGCUGUCUUACUAAUUUGUCCUCAGUGGAUGGUGCACUCAAACACUACCAUCAAAUCAGCAACAGCUCCUGUACACUGCACAGCAUAGGACACUGCUGCUGGGUCAAGGAUUAAAAUAAAUCCCCUCAAGGGUAAAACAGCAGGGCCUGUGGGGUUUUUAUUUACCAGAGCAUUGACAGAGGAACUAAAUUUAUCUCUCUAUUUCAGGGAGGGUCUAUUUGUCCUCCAGUGAAACCUUACGCCUAAUUACCGUGUCAAACAUCAACUCACAAUGUCAAGUGUGCCGUCAGAGCCUGCCCCUGCUGCAAGGUACUGGGUCACUUAAAUGCAUUCAUUAUUUGUUUAACUACACCAAAUAAUGAUGUGCUGAUAAGAGCGGAAACAGACAAAAUAAAAGGAAUUUUGUUUUCACCAUAGGAGAGGGAUCUAUAUAUAUUAUUCAGAGGCGUAGUUCAGUGUUUAGAAAGAAUGUAUCCAUAUUACUGUCCCCACAAAUAUGGCAGAUUAUAUUAUUAUAUUAUACAGAAUGAGCAGAAUAUAUGUAUAUUUCUGGAAAGUAGGUGUAGCUCACAUAUACUGUACACGCAUAUGUGUUUUUAAUAUAUCCUUGUUAAUCGUGUGGAAAUCGUAGCGUAGAGAGGUUCAGAUUAGGUUUCUUCACUGUGCAGAGCUGCUACAGUCACACUCUGAAGACGGGGUUCCACUUCGUCUAAUUCCAAUUAUAUCAGAUUUAAAUUUAGUAGUCUGCCAUCUUCUCUCUUCAGUUUAGCUUCUUUCUUGCUGACAUAAGAAUCAGAACAACAAACGCAUCAACAUUAAACUAGCAGCAUGCUAACAUGCACAAAUUUCAUGGUAGUCCCAGCUUGUGGCUCAAAUAUACUGCAUACACAUUAGUUACAGAGAUAAUCUUCCGUGAAUGUUUUAUCCCCGUACCGUUGUUUCAUAACACUCACCCAAAUUCUGAAGGUAUUUCCUGAAUCUUCAUAGACCAGUCCAGGAAAGAUAUCAUUUUAAUUAGUUUCUCGGGUCAUACACUUUGUUUACAGUUAAGAAAAGAUGUGACAGGAAAUGACAUCAUCACUCUGGCUUUGUGUGAA